Grammomys surdaster is the source of this 5136-nucleotide messenger RNA. It is a transcript of the gene Topbp1, whose product is annotated as DNA topoisomerase II binding protein 1. The record is from RefSeq and is a predicted model, not a curated record. The coding region runs from base 78 to 4589 and encodes 1503 amino acids. Lineage: Eukaryota; Metazoa; Chordata; Mammalia; Rodentia; Muridae. Gene Ontology annotation, biological process: DNA replication initiation; mitotic G2 DNA damage checkpoint signaling; mitotic DNA replication checkpoint signaling. The transcript has 28 exons.
ACCCCAGCCGCCGUCCUGCUGGCCGCGCGCCCCCCGACUUGGUGCCCGUGGGCCCUCGGGCUCCACCUAGUUCAGCUAUGUCCAGAAAUGACCAAGAGCCGUUUUUUGUGAAGUUUUUAAAAUCUUCAGACAAUUCAGAAUGUUUUUUUAAAGCUCUUGAGUCAAUAAAGGAAUUACAAUCAGAAGAUUAUCUUCAGAUCAUUACAGAUGAGGACGCAUUGAAGAUAAAAGAGAAUGACAAAUCGCUUUAUAUCUGUGACCGUUUCAGUGGCACUGUUUUUGAUCACCUUAAACAGCUUGGCUGCAGGAUUGUUGGUCCUCAAGUAGUCACGUUUUGUAUGAGCCACCAGCAGUGUGUCCCAAGAGCUGAGCAUCCAGUCUACAAUAUGAUUAUGUCUGACAUAACUAUAUCUUGUACAAGCCUGGACAAAGACAAAAGGGAAGAAGUCCAUAAAUAUGUACAAAUGAUGGGUGGACGAGUAUACAGAGACCUUAAUGUAUCAGUCACUCACCUUAUUGCAGGAGAAGUUGGGAGCAAAAAAUACUUAGUUGCUGCUAAUCUGAAGAAACCUAUUUUGCUUCCUUCUUGGAUAAAAACACUUUGGGAGAAGUCACAAGAAAAAACAAUAACCAAAUACACUGAUGUAAACAUGGAAGACUUUAAGUGUCCUAUUUUUCUUGGUUGCAUCAUCUGUGUGACUGGCUUAAAUGGUAUACACAGAAAGACAGUCCAGCAGCUCACGGCUCAGCACGGAGGCCAGUACAUGGGGCAGUUGAAGAUGAAUGAGUGUACACACCUCAUUGUGCAAGAACCAAAAGGACAAAAAUACGAAUGUGCCAGGAGAUGGAAUGUGCACUGUGUGACCCUGCAAUGGUUUCAUGACAGUAUUGAGAAAGGCUUUUGUCAGGAUGAAUCUAUAUACAAGGCUGAACCCAGAGCAGAAGUAAAGACAGUGCCUGAUACUUCAACUCCCACUGCUCAGAGCAAUGCCGCAGCUGAAAGUCACAUGCUCGCAAAUGUCAGCCAUAUAUCCAACAUAAAUGGCAGCUGUGUAAAUGAAACAAUGUUUGGGACAACUACUAGCAAACUUGAGUGUACACUUGAAAACCUAGAAAAUCUGGACAUCAGUGUCUUUCAGGCUCCUGAAGAUUUAUUAGAUGGCUGUCGGAUCUAUCUUUGUGGUUUCAGUGGCAGAAAGCUCGAUAAGCUGAGAAGGCUUAUUGACAGUGGAGGUGGAGUUCGGUUUAAUCAACUAAAUGAAGAUGUAACUCAUGUCAUUGUGGGAGAUUAUGAGGAUGAUGUGAGGCAGUUUUGGAGCAAAUCAUCCCACAGGCCUCAUGUCGUGGGAGCAAGGUGGUUGCUAGAGUGUUUUAGUAAAGGAUAUAUACUUCCUGAAGAGUCGUAUAUCCACACUAACUACCAGCCAGCUGCAAUUCCAGUUUCAGAGCAGCCCAGAAACCAGACGGCUGUCUUAGAAAAGAGCGGCACGUUCUCUAAGAAAGAAUUUGUUCCUAAAGAGAAGCUUCAUCAAGCUGAUGAGGAGCUGCUUGCCCAGUAUGUAAAUGAUGACUCCACAGUAGUUGAAGCUAAGCUAUCUGAAGCUAUAGAGCCUGAAGCUGAGCCUUGCAGUGGUUCUAUUCACAUUGAGCCCUGUGAUGAUUCCACUCACAUUUCUGUGCAAGAGGAAAACAAGUCGUCGGUCAGUCAUUGUCUCCUUGACGGCUCUACAGUUCCUGAGGAAGGCUUAUUUAGCCAAAAGAGUUUCCUUGUUUUGGGUUUUAGUAUUGAAAACGAAUGUAAUAUCGUAAACAUCAUAAGAGAGCAUGCUGGCAAGAUUGUGUCCCUUCCCAGCAGAAUCGUUGCUGACUAUGCUGUGGUUCCACUGCUGGGAUGUGAGGUGGAAGCGACUGUGGGAGAUGUUGUUACAAACACGUGGCUGGUUAUGUGUAUAGACAACCAGACAUUAAUUGAUCCCAAGUCAAAUCCCCUCUUCACACCAGUCUCAGUAAUGUCGGGAAUGACUCCUUUAGAGGACUGUGUGAUUUCCUUCAGUCAGUGUGUGGGAGCAGAAAGAGAUUCCUUGGUAUUCUUAGCAAAUCACCUUGGAGCAAGUGUUCAAGAAUUCUUUGUUCGCAAAUCCAGUGCAAAGAAAGGCAUGCUCGCCAGUACGCAUCUUAUAGUGAAAGAACCGACUGGUUCUAAAUAUGAAGCUGCAAAGAAAUGGAAUUUGCCGGCAGUUAAUAUUUCAUGGCUCUUAGAAACUGCUAGAAUGGGAAAGAGAGCAAAUGAAAACCAUUUUCUGGUUGACAGUGCACCUAAACAAGAACAAGUCUUAGAACCUAAGAUACCAAAUGGAGUGAAUGUGAAUCCAGAUUCUCCAGCACAGCCAGACGCCGCACACUUGGGGUUUCAUAGAGGAAAGACUGUUACACCCUUGGACAUGAGCCGUUUUCAGAGCAAAGCUUUCCGUGCUGUCAUCUCCCAGCACAAUAGGCAGGACUCAGCCUGUCCACCAGUAGGACAGCCACUGAAGAAGGAACCCUCCUUACACCUGGACACACCAUCAAAGUUUCUGUCCAAGGACAAGCUUUUCAAGCCAUCCUUUGAUGUGACGGAUGCACUUGCAGCCUUGGGAACCCCAAAUGCUGCCAGCCAGAAGCGGAAACUGAGCUCACCACUCUCUGAAGUCAUCAACAGAAACCUGACAGUUGCUUUGGCAAAUAGUUCCCGAAACACUGGCAGUCAUUCUGCCAGCCCUCAGCUGAAGAGUGCCCAUUUGGAGGAGGAAGAGGCUCCAAAACCACUUGACAAAGUUGUGGUGUGUGUGAGUAAAAAACUCAGUAAGAAGCAGAGUGAGCUAAAUGGGAUCGCAGCCUCACUGGGAGCAGAGUACAGGUGGAGUUUUGAUGAGACAGUUACUCAUUUCAUUUAUCAGGGUCGAGCAAAUGAUAGUAAUCGAGAAUAUAAGUCUGCCAAAGAAAGAGGGGUGCACAUCGUGUCUGAGCACUGGCUGUUAGAGUGUGCUCAAGAGUAUAAGCAUCUUCCUGAGUCUCUUUACCCACACACUUACAAUCCCAAAAUGAGCUUGGACAUCAGUACAGUGCAAGCUGGGCGGCUGUGUAACAGCUGGGCGCCCUUGGCAGUUUCUGCAUCUAAGGAUGAUGGGCCAGAUCAUUCGUCUGUAGAAGGAAGUGAGACAAACACUAUGAGUACGAAUAACAAAGAGUCAGGUCUGUUGAAUGGGAAUGGCAGAGAUGACUGUAAAGGAGCUCUGACCCAGGCCUUGGAGAUGAGAGAGAACUUCCAGAAGCAACUGCAGGAGAUCAUGUCAGCAACCUGCAUCGUGAAGACACCAGCCCAGAAAACUUGCAUGUCGAGAAGCAGUUGUAACAGUGCUUCUUCAACUCCUGACAGCGCUCGCUCUGCUAGGAGUGGACGAAGCCGAGUCCUGGAGGCGCUCAGGCAGUCUCGACAGAUAGUACCUGAUAUCAACACAGAGCCCUCCCAAAAUGAGCAGAUCAUUUGGGAUGACCCAACAGCCAGGGAGGAGAGAGCAAGGCUCGCCAGCAACUUACAGUGGCCUAGCUACCCAACACAGUAUUCUGAGCUUCAGGUUGAGAUAAAAAAACUGGAUGACUCUCCUUCUCGAAAGCCUGUAUACCAUUCAGAAAUUGCUGAGCAGGGGCAUCUAGGCUCUGAAGAACCAGAAACUCCAGCAGCAGAAAAGCAUCUGAUCCCCGAGCCUCAAGCCCCCAAGCCAUCUGUGACUCCACAACCUGUGGACAAGAUUGAAACACUAGAAGAAAAGCACGGAAAACUUAAAAAACAGUAUGUGUUCCAGAUGUCAUCUCUGAAUUCUCAAGAGCGGAUUAAUUACUGUCGCCUGAUUAAAGACCUAGGUGGGUCAGUGAUCGAGAAGCAGUGCUCAGACCCCAGCUGCACACACAUGGUUGUGGGGUACCCACUGCGCAACGAGAAGUACUUAGCUUCCAUGGCAGCUGGUAAAUGGGUGCUUCAUCGUUCCUACCUGGAUGCUUGCAGGACGGCUGGACGCUUUGUGCAGGAAGAAGACUAUGAGUGGGGAAGUAGCUCCAUCCUUGAUGCUCUCACUGACGUCACUGAGCACCAGCAGAAGCUUGCACUUGCAGCAAUGAGAUGGAGGAAAAGAAUCCAGCAAAGUCAAGAGUCAGGCAUUGUUGAGGGAGCAUUUAGUGGCUGGAAAGUUAUUUUACGUGUUGAUCGACCCCGAGAAGCUGGAUUCAAGCGCCUUCUUCAGGCAGGAGGAGCAAAGGUGUUACCUGGUCAUCCAGAACCUUUAUUUAAGGAUGCUACACAUCUCUUUUGUGACUUCAAUAAACUGAAACCUGAUGACUACAGAGUUUUCAUCUCAGAGGCUGCUGCCCAGAACAUGGCCUGCUUGAAAACAGAAUAUAUCGCUGAUUAUCUCGUGCUGGAAUCCCCUCCUAGUGCAGAUAAUUACCGUGUAUCAGAAGCUGCAUUAUUCCAUAAUAAGGAAGGUGGGCCUGGAUUACCACAGAAGAGGAAGACUCCUGCAGAGAAUACCAUCAAGCGUCCGCGAGUGUGCUGAUGAUCUUCUGCCCACCAAACAGUGAAUGUUUUUGAGCUUAGUGCAUUUGCCUAAAACCUGUAAGGCCCUGCAGUGCACAGUGAGGAAAUUUUCAGCUACAAGCUGAACAUGGGUGUGAUGCGUUUGUGUAGCAGUUUAAUACACCUGAAGGACUGAUGCCUUUAACCUGAAUUUGAAUCACAGGACUGUUCCUAAUAAAAAGGAACUAAACUAGCUUGUCGAGCCACACUCAGUACAGAAGGACUUUUCUUGUAAAUAUGAGGCUGUAGUAGUUUUUAACAAGGAGAUAGAUUUGUUUCAAAAAUGUCUUAGUUCAUAAAAGCAAAAGUUAUAUAUUAGGGUUAUUUCAUGUUUUCCUGACUUUUAUAUAUGUAUUCUUGUCAUUUAACCUUUUUAACAGCCUAAGCAGAGGUAAUGAAGCUGGGGCUUUAAACUUAAAAUGUGUAUAUAUGUAAAUGUGUAUAUGUAUAAACUUCUAUCAUUUGCCAAACAUGGGCACCAAAACUUUAAGUGAGAUAAAGAAUAAAAAAUAGUAGCUCAAACUGUA